AUGGGAGAGCAAUUAACUGGUUCCCUGGCCGGGGUGGCGUUGAUGUGGGAUCGCAAGAGGCCACCUCACCUGAGGGGGGGUUUGAGCAAAGCCAGUUGCUGCAUGGGUGCUGAGGCAAGGUUGCUACGUCCUGGGUCUCUCGACGCAUGUAAAGAGGUCUCCCCGCCUGAUGGGUGGGCUUGGGUACCUGUCCAGGUAGCCAGUACUUGGUACUUGCCCCGGAACUCGAGAUACGCCCUGGAUCUGGGCAUGAACGAGAUGCUUGCGCUGAUGGUCCCAGGUACCGAGUUCGGGGCGGAUCCACAAGUACAACAACCGUAUGGUCUGCUCCGUACUCUGUAA
Molecule: messenger RNA, 342 nt
Organism: Ustilaginoidea virens
Lineage: Eukaryota; Fungi; Ascomycota; Sordariomycetes; Hypocreales; Clavicipitaceae
Exons: 1
Coding region: 1-342 (113 amino acids)
Source: RefSeq, a predicted model, not a curated record